AUGGAAGAGCUGGUACCUUUAUUCUUUGCACUGGACCACGUCAAUUACGCACGCUGGGCCUCCAUCCAUAUUCGUGACCUGAAGUCUCUACCGGACAACAUCGCUAAGGAAUUUCAGAACGAAGGCCACUGGGUAUUGUCAAAAACAGGCAACAGGUUUUCUGCUAUUCCCAGGCGCAUGAACAGGAGAACAAAAUCGUCAAGAGUGCAGGUGGUGCAGUAGGCCUAACGGAGAACCCUGUAGCAUUUAGGUGAGCACAAAAAUCUAUUCUUUGCUUAUGCUUCGUUAUCAGCACAAUGUGCCAAUUGAAAAUUGUUAAUUAAGUUGUUCUGUUUCGUUAUUUUAUUUAUGUAUUUAUUAGUUUCGCCAUAUUACAAUACACAAAACUAUAACAAGAACAAGAAUAAUAUACAUGACUAUAGGCAGGGUGACCGCAACAGCGUGAGCCAAUUACUGCGGGCCCGAAAUUAUUGUUAUCGCGUUACAAAUUACAUGUUCUAUUUUUUUUUUUGAUUGAUUAUUUUAUAUAUUUACAAUCAUAAAAUAGGCUGGUUAUAAACAAAAUGGUGUAUUAGUUAACACUCAAUCAAACUGGUAAAACGGCAAAUCAGAGCACAUUGUUUGGCAGAAAAUAACUAUUCAUAGGGAUGAAAAUACUGAAUUUCGAUAUAUUCUUUUUUUUUCAGACGUUGGAUGCUUUCAGGCCCUGAGACAACGAGACUUUUGCAUCAAUUUGAGGAGCAAUAUCUAGGACCUGAUAGCGAGGAGUUUCAGGAUCGUCUAAAUCAUGAGAUGGGACUAAGCGCGCAGAAGACGUUCAAGAAGCAGGUGAACAAUCUGGUUGAUGUAAUAAGGACGAUGGGGAACCCCUUUCUUGACGACUUCCCAGAGCUAGUUACACUGGACAGCCGGGAUUGUAUGGAUGAUGCUGUAGCCGAGGCAGUAGUUAACCUUGAGCAGCUUGGAAAGAAGCAGUACCAGGAUUUUGUGAAGGCAGUUAUAAAGGACAGAACGAUUUCAAUAACCAAUCCCAUCAAGAAGAACAAGCUUCCCCUUUAUGGCAAACGGCCGUCACGCGCCAAAUUUAAAGAGUCGAAGACAAUCACAGCACUGCAGAAUAACGUCGCCUUUUUCGCGCAAUUGUAUAUAGCAAUGCAGAGUCGCGACGCUGACCUCGAGGAAUUCUUCAGCCACGAAGUACAGGCAUUCCCUCCCUCGUUAUCAGAAUUUGGCAACCUCCGUCUUCCGAAUGCGAAGUCCGAACUGAUGAAGUGAUCGCCCAGCCGCAACAGCCCGAGCCUCCACCCCAGUUUGAUUGCCGAAUAUGCGAUGGAGCUGUUAUAGUCCAUUGUCUUCCGGUUACAGGAGCAAUCACCUUCGACGACUACGCCGACAACGUUUUCAUACCAUAUCUCCGCUGUCAGGACAGCAGACGAGUGGACGUUGUUUGGGAUUCCUAUGUCCCUGACAGCCUGAGAGAAUCAACUAGAGAAAAGAGAGGGAAAGGCGUGCGACGCAAAGUUGCAGGUAGCACAAAGCUUCCGCCGAAGUGGAUUCAAUUCCUGCGUGAUUCAGCAAAUAAGCAAGAACUGUUCGCAAUUCUUACAUCGAAGGUUGCUGCGUACACCUGGCCAGAGACGAAGACGGUGUACAUGACUUCAGGUUUGUAUUGGUAAUGCUCACAUAAUUAGUAGUAUCAUGCCAACCAUAAUGUAUAGUUCAUUUUUAGGGGUUUCUGUGAACUCCACAGACUCAAACAGAUCGAUGCCUGAGUGUAACCACGAAGAGGCAGACACACGGAUCGUCGUCCACGUUCUCCAUGCCAUUCAAGUCGAGCAAGCAAAGUAUGUAUUGGUCAGAACCGUUGAUACAGACGUCGUCGUCAUCCUAGUAGGAACGUUCUACAAUCUUAAAUCAAUCGUUCCAGACUUAGACCUGUGGGUGGCUUUUGGAACGGGACGCCACUUCUCGUACAUCAACAUUAACACCAUCUGUGUCAGCCUGGGUGAAGCAAGGUCUAGAUCACUACCAGUUUUCCAUGCGCUUACUGAUUGUGAUACCACGUCAUCCUUUUAUGGGAAAGGCAAGAAGUCCGCCUGGCAGGCAUGGGAGCUGUAUCCAGAUGUUACCUCGACUUUCGAGUUUCUGGCAAAGAACGCUUACCAUCAGCUAACGGCAGACUCUGCCCAUUUCAAGAGAAUUGAACGAUAUGUUGUCGUCCUGUUUGACAAGUCGAGCCCACUGGAUUCCAUAAACAGGACGAGGAUGGAGCUGUUUUGUAAGAACAACAGAGCAAUGGACAAGCUUCCGCCAACACAGGUAACUAUGACAGCUUGCAUGCUAAGAGUUUUUCUUUACUGUAUUGCUAUUCAUGAUGCUUCAUUCAACGAUUACAUUUUCUUUCAAUCACAAGGAUGCUCUCCUACAACAUGUUCAUCGUUCAAUUUUCCAAGCGGGAAUAUGGUCGACCAGUGAGCACUCACAACAGGCAGUACCAUCUCCAGACAGGUUUUCUUGGAAGAAAGAGGGAGGAUCAUGGGUACCGAAAUGGAUAACUAUACCCGAGGUCUCGAAGGCUUGCAGCAAACUAACAAAGUGUACCUGCAAAGGUUCAUGCACAAGAUGCAAGUGCGCUAAGGCGUAUUUGGCGUGCACUCCGCUUUGCAGAUGUAAAUGUGUAAACAGUGCAAGUGAUCCGUGA
Paramuricea clavata is the source of this 2701-nucleotide messenger RNA. NCBI's taxonomy places the organism in Eukaryota, Metazoa, Cnidaria, Anthozoa, Malacalcyonacea, Plexauridae. The record is from the annotation of a GenBank genome assembly.